Acanthosepion pharaonis is the source of this 1488-nucleotide messenger RNA. Lineage: Eukaryota; Metazoa; Mollusca; Cephalopoda; Sepiida; Sepiidae. The record is from the annotation of a GenBank genome assembly.
AUGUUGCCAUCGACGACAACGGCCGACAUUCAGAAGACGACAUUAGCUAUCCGUCACAAAAAGGCUAAAGACGUUAAAAGAAACAAGACCAGCAUCACUGGGGCUUCGGCAGCCAACAGAAGCCAACCAGAGAUAAAGAGCAGGGAUGGGCUCAAUGCGAACAACAAUUUAAAAGAUGACAAAAAGGAAAUUUUGAAAGAUGAAGGAACGGGGACAGGAAGCAACUCAGUGGGCAGUUUACCAGCUAACAUGGAUUUAAAAGAUGUCAGUGGAAAGAUUUCUGCCAGGUCUGACCACAAUAACAACAAGGUCUCCAUUCCAUCGGCUGGUAGCAGUGACAUCGAUACUAGAGUUGAAGAAAAGAAGAUAAAAGUGAAUGAGCCGGAAGUGAAAGAAAAAUCAGAAACACACACGGAUAACUCAUCGGAUAAGGAAGGAGACAAGGAAGGCCAGACAUCAGAACCUGAGAAUCAAAGUUCAGUUGACCAAUCAAAAGAUCAUCAAGGUAAAGAGAAAUUCAGAGUGACCCUCAACGGUGGUCGUUAUGGAAAAGAAGGUCACGUUGCCAUCCUGCUUCCUGGAGAAAAAAAAUGGGGAGUCGUCUGCGGUGACCAAUGGACCUAUUUCGAGGCCAGUGUCGUUUGCCGUCAGUUAGGAUUAGGCAUGGUCAAACAGGUUUAUCAGAUAAAUUAUUAUGGUGGCAGUCAUUUGCCGAAGCUGUUUGCACGCAUCCGUUGCCAUGGCAAUGAGAGCCACUUGGCGGAUUGUGAACGGUUUGAAUAUCAUAAUCAAGUGAAGUGCAGCAAAGACGUGUCUGUGGCUGGAGUCAUUUGCACUAAUGUACUUCCUGAUUUGAUUCCCGAUGCAUUAGCUCUUCAAAAAUCUGUACGUCUUGAGGAUCGACCACUUUACUACCUGACUUGUUCCAUGGAAGAAAACUGUUUGGCUGAUGAGGCCUACGAAAUAAAAGAACGUUCUCAUGCGUGGAUUACUGCAUCUCGAAGACUUUUACGCUUCAGCAGUAUUGUAUACAACAUAGGAACGGCAGACUUCAUUCCAAAUUCUCCCAAAGACGCCUGGGAAUGGCACCAGUGUCACAUGCAUUACCACAGCAUGGAGGUGUUUGCUCAUUAUGAUAUUUUGGACUUACAAGGCAAUCGCAUAGCACAAGGCCACAAAGCCAGUUUUUGUUUAGAAGAUACGCGAUGCCCCCCAGGCAUUACUCCAAAAUACAAUUGCUUGGGAUUUGGUGACCAAGGUCUUUCUGUAAACUGCUCCGACAACUAUUAUCAUGACAUUGACUGUCAGUGGAUUGAUAUUACCGGAAUUAAAUUUGGUAAUUACAUCCUUAAGGUGGAGUUCAAUCCGGAAAUGUACGUCAGUGAAAUAACAUUCGACAAUAACGUGGUGGAAUGUUCUCUAUAUUAUACAGGAACAUAUGCCUACCUUCGAAAAUGCGAUAUUGUGCCGCUUCGCAGGCGUGACUGA